GACUUAUUGCGAAGGCGCCUGCGGGAUGUGUCAUUGCGGUGGGACGCCGGCGCUCGCCUAUGGCGUCACUGGUGUGGCGGGCGGGAAAAAACAAAAUCGUAAUCGCUGUCGCUCUGUCGAGGGGGGAACCUAGCGCCGAGGAAAUUCGUCUUCCCCUUGUCUUCCCGCGUCAGAUGGAUGGCAACGUGAACUGCUCCGCUGAAGUGCACUUCUGAACCUGCCUUGGCAGCAACACUGGGGAGGGCGAGAAACAAUGGGCAGACUCUGAACCAUUAAACCUAACAUGCAUUAAGCUGCCAGAGUGUCUGCACUGGGUUUGCUGCCAUGGAGGAUGUGGAGCCGCGCUUUAUGCACUUCCUGCAGCCCAUAAAGGACCUCACCAAGAAUUGGGAGGUGGAUGUGGCAACUCAGCUAGGAGAGUACUUGGAGGAGCUCGACCAAAUCUGUAUUUCAUUUGAUGGCGGCAAAACCACCAUGAACUUCAUAGAAGCAGCGCUGCUGAUCCAAGGUUCUGCCUGUAUCUAUAGUAAGAAGGUGGAGUAUCUCUACUCAUUGGUCUACCAGGCACUUGAUUUCAUCUCGAAUAAGAAGCGUGAGAAGCAGCCUGCAUCAGUAGGAGAGGAUGGGAAGGAUGCAGAUGCUGGCAAUGGACCAGCAGAAGAAGAGGAAGAGUUCCUCUCUUUGGAUGACAUCCAGGAUACCAGCAGAGCAAACAUGGACUUGAGGAAUGACCAGAGGCGCAGUACGGUCAACAUUGUCCCCUUGACUCCCAUGGCCCUGGUUCCAGCAGAGGAGGCAGAAAAGAAGGACAAUCCCCUCUUCAGCAAAAAGGGGGAGAUCCUGGCGAGCCGGAAGGAUUUUCGUAUGAACACGUGCACCCCGCACGCCAACGGCGUCUUCAUGCUGGAGCUGGCGGGACUCUCGCCCACACAGUGCCCGCCGGGGAGGAGCUGCGAGUGGGGCUGUUGGAGCUCCAUGGGAGUUCAGGGUCCUGCCCCAGCAGCUGGUUCCACCCCCAUGGAGGUCAGUGUGUGUGCAACGCCUGUUCUUGCCCUAAACUUCUCUGGAGAAGGAGCCGGUACAGCAGCACCGCCGAUUGACGAGAAUGAAGACUGUGAUAACUUCCUGCCGGAUGUUCCAGAAGAGGCGCCGGAUGCCUCCCCAGCUGGGGCUGAGGAGCGUGUGGAGCAUCAGACGAGUGUCCCCCAGAGGAAAGGGUACAUGCUGAGGGAGAGGCCCCUUGCCCUGGAUCCCAAUGCCCGCAUCAAGGAGAUGCUGGACCCUUGGCGCAGCCUUGACCCCUUCAGCUUUUCAGAUGACAAACCUCUUAAGAAAGGCAGGCCCUUUGCAGUGCCACGUGGCCUGGACAACUUGCCUGGCACCAAGCGGAAGAGGAGGCUGUCCAGCAAGCUGCAGGAGUUCACAGUGUGGUUUUCAGCCACCGAGCACGACAGAGCCGGCAACCAGAGAAGCAGGAGGAAAGGCCCAACGUUCACUGAUCUUGAAGUCCUCUACUGGAAACACGUGAAAGAGCGCUUGGCUGCCCAGCGGAAGCUGCAGAGGAGAAUGCAAGACCCGCUAUUGGCCCAGCCAUUUGAGGAGCCCGAAGCCCUGGAGGAGGAUCUCCGGGAGGAUGGCGCUGUGGGCGAUGCCGAGGAUGGAGGGGCAGAUGACUUUCUGGAACACGAAGAUGUCUCCCCCAUGGAAGCCCCAGAAGAGGCCCCAGAGGGCGUGAGAGAUCCUGCUGAAGUCCCCACCUCCCUCAGCUACGAGGAGCUUGUGCGGAAGAACGUGGAGCUGUUCAUGGCCCACUCCCAGAAGUACGCUCGAGAGACCGUUCUGUCCCGCCGUGUCCAGGACUGGGAGGAGAUGAUGGGGCCGCAGCUAGAAGAACAGGAAGCACAUGCAGCCUUCGACAUCCACCUCUACGGGGACCGCGUGGUGUCCCGCCUGGGCCGUGUGGGCGAGUGGCGCUCCUUCGCCAGCCUGGUGGCAGGAGAGCCGGCCUUCGAGGUCUGCCGCUGCAUGCUGGCCACCCUGCAGCUUGCCAAUGACUACACAGUGGAAAUCUCCCAAAAGCCUGGCCUGGAGGAGAGCGUAGACACCAUGGCCCUGCGCCUGCUGACUCAAGAGAGAGCCCACCGGCGCUUCCACACCUACACGGCUCCCUCCCUCGCCCAGCAAUGACAUUGCUCUUCCUUAGCCACCCCCCACCUCCAAACGCACACACUGUGUACGCAUCUGUAUAUAUAUCUGUAUAUCUCUGUACAGCUUCUGUGUCCUAGUCGUUCUUCCCUGCCCUGACUGACCCUUCACCUCCUCUCUUCACUUUGCUGCAAUAGACUCUGUGUGUGCUGGAGUCUCGCUGACUUUCCUUUUUGGGCGCUGGGACCAACUGCAAGGGCAAAACUGGGGAUCUAUCACCUCCAGCAUUCUGUUACCAUCAAGGGGGAGGGAAACUUGAUGCCCUGGUGAGAUCAGGCGUAGGAUAUAAAAGCCGAUGGACCCUCCCCCCCCUCCUGGUCAGCCCUAACCUUCACCUGCUGAAAUUAGAAGUUUAAAGGUGCCUCGUGGGGCCUCUUGCAAAGCCCUUUGGAAGCUGCUUUGUGCUGCUCCACCUCCAAAAAUUUGGGGGUUCAAGGAGCAGUGUGGGGAGGAGGCAGCUUCCUUUGAAGGGAGACCACUUCCUCCUCGAGUGAGUUGCACUCCUGCAGUCCGUGAGCUGAUGGACGGAUGGGACUGGCCUUGCUCCAGCAAAGGAAAAAUUGGUAGCCUGCCUUCAAGCCCCAGUUGUUCCUCUGAAGCUCUGCCCUUGCCUGUCCCACACAUGACAUCAUGCAUGAUGUCGGAAUGCAUCUCCAACUUGGUGGGUUUGCAUGGGGUUAAAGCAGAUAAAGAGGUAACCUCCAAGAUUCCUAGGUUGUCUCCUGGUCCUUUGAUCUCCGUGCCGACCUUUCUUCUGAUUAGACUGAUACUCUCAGGGUCGCUGACCUCAUUUCCAGGGCUGCCUCCACCUCCGUCUCUCUUGGGGAGAGAAGUCUUUCCUCUCCCCCCCCCCCCCCAGCAUGAGAUCAAAGACCAAGGAUGGAUCUCUGCACCUCCAACAUAGUGAGAACCAGGAACUCGUUUAUUAUAGACAAUACUUAAUAAAAAAAAAGUUUUCUUAUUUUCCUGA
This is a messenger RNA of Rhineura floridana, 3175 nucleotides long. RefSeq names its product non-SMC condensin II complex subunit H2 (gene NCAPH2). The record is from RefSeq and is a predicted model, not a curated record. Gene Ontology annotation, biological process: meiotic chromosome condensation; mitotic sister chromatid separation. The transcript has 22 exons. Gene Ontology annotation, molecular function: chromatin binding. Bases 325 to 2187 code for a protein of 620 amino acids. Gene Ontology annotation, cellular component: nucleus; condensin complex. NCBI's taxonomy places the organism in Eukaryota, Metazoa, Chordata, Lepidosauria, Squamata, Rhineuridae.